AUGCCUCGUCACGAAUAUAAGACAAACGACAAUAUAUUAUUGGAUCAAAAUGAUGACUUACUUCGCAAAAUGGAAAAGUAUGUUAAAUGUCCGCGAUGUAAAAAUUAUCUUCGAUGUUACCGUCGCAAGAGAUUAACACUUGACAAAAGAGAAUGCAGGAAUGUGUGCGAUCACUGCUUAAAUGAAUAUCUAUUUCGUAAGCCAAGUAGCACACGUGCCAAAGAUAGGAAAGCUAUAGGUAGGGAAUAUUCACCAUUUAAAUAUAACAAAAGCAAGGUGAAACUAUGGCUUUCAAGAAUAAUAGAUUUAUUGGAGAGUAAUUUAAUACUUUACAAAACUGCAAAGUUAUCAAAACAAGCAGUAAAAAAGGGAUUGCUAUGCAGUGAAUCUCGAUAUAGAUCUUACAAAUUUUAUGAACCGGUGUUGGACCAAAUGUUUAGUUUUUCAAGGGGCCACACGCAAAUUAACGAAAGUUCAGAUGUCGUGAAUAAACCACAAGUUGUAAGAUAUGAUAUUGAGGGGCACGAAGAAACAUACAACAAAAUAAAAUUUGAGCAAGGUUUAGAUGAUAUUGCGUCAAUUGAUACUUUUCAUGAUGAUGUUACUAUUUCAUCUACUGAUAGUCAUUUAAAGCAUCCGUUAAUGUUACAAGAAAAGUUACACGUAUUAAAAAAGGUUAUUCUUGAAGACAGUAAAGAAAAGAAAAAAAAAUAUGGCGAGAAAUAUAAAAGAGUCUCCACAGCUAUAAGACGUAAUGUUAAUUAUACACGCGAAGAUGUUCGAGAAUUGCCUUUUGAAACACAAAUAGAAUACGAUAGACAAAAGUUUUCUGUAACAUCUUUGAAGCGGUUUAACUCUUUAGAAUCUCUGGUAACUUCAAUAUCAGGUUUCACAGAAAAAACAUUAGAACACAAUUUCAGUUACUUUUUUCCUAAAGAAGAACAGGAUAAGCACCCUAUUAGACGGCAUAAAAGCUCUUCUGAAAUAAUUAAAGAUACAAUAGAUAUGUUAAGUGAGCGUGCGGAGUUGGAAAGAAAAAAAAGGGACGAAAAACGUAUGAAAAAACUUCAAGAAGAGGAAAAAAAUAAAUUAGCACGUAUGGAAAAGUAUAAGCAAAAGGCUGAACCAGAAAAUCAGACUGAUAUAGAAGAAAAGAAAGAAGUAGCUUUUAGCACCAAUGACACAGAUAAAAUAGAAAAAGCUAGCAUAAAAUCAUCAAAAGAUACAAAAUCGGUCAAAUCAAAGUUACACAAAGCUGUUAAUGAUAUUACAAAAUCUCCGGAGUUAGAAUUUAAAAAAGAACGCGACAAAUUAGAUAAAGAAGUUCUUAAAGAAAAUCAAGUGGAGCGCCCUCUUAAAGAUAAAUCUAAAAAAGAUACGGAAAAAUCUCCCAAGGAAGAUUUGAAAAAAGACAAACCUUUGAGAAAUGAAUUUAAAAAAAGUAGAGACAAAUCUGCAAAAGAAGAUUUAGAAAAAGAAGCAUUACUUUCAAAUAAGGAGCAAAAAAUAAAAGCAAAAGAAGAAAAAGAAAAACUUUUAAAAAUAGAAAAAGCAAAAAAGAUGCAAGAACGCGCUGAAAAGGAAGAGAAACUGAAAAAUGAAAAAGAAGAAAAAGAAAAACUUUUAAAAAUAGAAAAAGAAAAAAAGAUGCAAGAACGCGCUGAAAGAGAAGAAAAACUGAAAAAUGAAAAAGAAGAAAGAGAAAGACUUAAAAAAGAAAAAGCUGAACAAUCCCUAAAAGAGAAAGAGCGAAUACAGAAAGAAAAAAGUCAUAAGCCGUCUGACCAUGAAGUAAAACGUAUUGACCUAAAAGAAAAGCACGCGAAAGGUGAAAAGGUUAUAGAACAAAAACAUACAGAAAAAGGUAAUAGUGAUAAACGAAUGCAAGAAAACUCUGAAAAAAAAUUAAAAGAAGAGGCAUAUUCAAAAAUGGCUAUAGAUGAUUCUCAAUCAAAACCUGAACCUGAUGAAAGAAGAGGUGUGACUAAGCCAAAAAAAGAGGAGGUGACAACCUUUAAGGAAUUGAAUAUUAGCCAAGUGAAAUUGAGAAAACAUUCACAGGACAAUUUAAUAUUGCAACUUGUUAAAUUAAAACAGUCUGAAAAAAAGGAACCUCGGGGGAGACCACAACGUUUAUCAGAAAUAAAUGUAUCACCUAUCAUACGUCGGGCACAUAAAGACCAUAACAAUAUCCACGACUCGUGCAUUCUUUGCUGUGAUUCUGAUUUAGAACUUGAUGUCGAUAAUAUUUUAUUCGGUGAACAAAAAUUAAGUGAACCGACAGAUCUGGUAAUGGGUCGAAAAAUUAUUAAACUCAAAGAGUCUCCUAGGAUUAAUAAAAAAGAGACCAAAAAUAUUACCGCAUUUGAGCCUUUAAUGUUUCAAUCUACUUUUAUUGAAGAAGACUCUCUGAAGACCUCGGAUAUAAGUACCUUAGUGAAAAGUAAACCUUCACCUGUGUCCAAGCGAAUUGACCCGGAGGCUGCCAAAGGUGUAAUAAGAUACGCUCUGUCGGACCGCUCCUUUAUCGACAAAGGUUGGACGAUGUUACCCACUGAGAAAGUGGUCCGAAAAAUGAACGUAUAUCGUAUGAGACCAGCACAUCCUGAGUUCGAUUGGUUUGAACAUAACAAAAAUAAAAAAUUAAUGCAUUACGAUACAGGUGAAAAACUAGCUGAGUUUGAUGAUGAUGGAAAAGGUAGAUGGUUUUAUCGGAAUGGCAGAUUAGCUCUCGAUUAUUACGAUGCAGAAGAAACAAACGCUCAACAACGAUUUGUAAUCUACAGCAACGGUGAGCCAGACGAGCGUGGCCGUCCUCGUCCUUUCACAAUACUAGCUACAUUUGACUAUUUAGGUAACGGUGUGGUGUUUGAUCACAGCGGGAAAAUAAGGCUCAAAUAUAACCAAACGGAAGGAGUUAUUUUAGAUAAAAGUAUUGGGCCUGUAUCACAUUGGAAAUGGCAUACAUUAAAUGACCCGCCUGUACUUCAACAAGUUAUGAUUGACACUCAGAUGGCGCAUAAAGAUCCAGAGAUACUAAAACUGGGAGGCCAUGGGGAUGAAAAGCCAAGACAAGAUAAUGAAGAAAUGCUCGCCAUCGAAUUUGACAACUUUAUAAAAGAGAAGAGUAAGAAAUUAACACAAAAAUUUAAGCCUUUUCAAAUCAAAAUGAAGGCACUUAAAAUUAACGAGAACUUUUCUUUGAAAGUUCUCGAUCAAGCUACAGUAUAUUUAAUUUUUCGAGAUGGUUCAACGAAUUUGAAAUUAAAUAUAGGAAUGAUCCUGGAUCAUAAGGAAAUAGUUGAUACUGAUACAGCAGAAGUUGGAGAAGUAUCUAACAGUCUAGAACGCUUUCCCGCCAAAACUGAUAGUUUAGCGGGCCUACAACACAGUGUUGCCCAUGCUCAACGAGUAGAGCGGGCUCGGAUAGAACGUGAGCGACGAUUGCGACCCACUCAGUCUAACACAAGCGCCGAUAAACUAACAGCUGCUGCUUCGAAACCCUUGCGGCACCCAUUUCGCACGACAGCUAUACCUUCAAAUCCUUCAAUUAAUACUACAGAAUGUCGUUGUAAAUAUAGAAAGCCAUCUACUUGUAAUAUUUAUUAUGAUACACGUUUAGUUUAA
Molecule: messenger RNA, 3627 nt
Organism: Pieris macdunnoughi
Lineage: Eukaryota; Metazoa; Arthropoda; Insecta; Lepidoptera; Pieridae
Source: the annotation of a GenBank genome assembly